AUGAGCUCGUCUCCUCCUCAAUCUGUGGAUCGAACUCUUCCGCCCUUCGAUACGCGGCAACGUGUGCUAGGGGUUGAAGACGCUACGUUGGGGACUUUCAACGCAGGGGGAGGAUGCUGGGCCCGUAGCUCGCUAAGAGGCCGAAACCCACGGGGCGAGUACCCUGAAAACAAGGGCGAGACUCUUCCGCAGUACCACGAGUGUUUCCCUUACUCAGUGAAAGGUCAACAUAUCCUCCACCAUCCCUGCCAGGAGUUUGAGGGUCCUGCCAGGGACUAUCGUAAGGCGGGUGCCUUGGCUAGGAACAUGACUGGUCACUGUACGAUUAAGGACGAUCUCAACAUAUUCACGACAUGGGGUCCUGGUCCACCGAGAGCGGGCAGUACCCGUUGGCGACGGGAUUUGAGAUUAGAGAAGAAAAGCCGAAUCUUUGAUUCGAGUGAACAUCCCGCGACGCAAUUCAAAAGGAUGUAUGAAAGAGGAGAUAUGCCUUUUGUCAUAAAGCACGGAGCCAAAUGUUAUCUUGAGUGGAGAGUGUCUCCAUCAAAACUUGACUAUCAGCACUUUCUGCCCGUGUUCGUCGACGGUACGAGAGAAAAGAGUGAACCAUACCGAUUCAUGGCCCGUGAGGCUUGUCUAACCCUGAUCAAGGAAGGAAAUGAGGCUAAGAUACUAUCAGCAGUCCCACAGUUGGUGGUGCCGCUAAGACAGGCUUUGAAUACAAGGGACCCAGAGACUGUGGUGAACACUCUACACGUGCUACAGCUGUUGGCUAAAACCUCUCCUAUGGUUGGCGAAGCCUUAGUGCCGUACUACCGGCAUCUUCUGCCAAUUAUGAGUAUCUUCAAACCCAAGAAGCGGAACACGUGGAAUGUGAUAGACUACGCCCAGCGGAAGGAAGAUUGGCGGAAUCUUGGAACUCUCAUCGAAGAAACACUGAACGUGCUGGAGUUGACUGGAGGUGAAGAUGCAUUCGUUAACAUCAAGUACAUGAUACCCACGUACGAGAGUUGUGUCUAUUGA
This is a messenger RNA of Perkinsus marinus ATCC 50983, 1023 nucleotides long. RefSeq lists its product as hypothetical. Gene Ontology annotation, molecular function: Hsp90 protein binding; Hsp70 protein binding. The record is from RefSeq and is a predicted model, not a curated record. The coding region runs from base 1 to 1023 and encodes 340 amino acids. NCBI's taxonomy places the organism in Eukaryota, Perkinsozoa, Perkinsida, Perkinsidae. The transcript has 9 exons.